Molecule: messenger RNA, 927 nt
Organism: Zasmidium cellare ATCC 36951
Lineage: Eukaryota; Fungi; Ascomycota; Dothideomycetes; Mycosphaerellales; Mycosphaerellaceae
Exons: 2
Coding region: 1-927 (308 amino acids)
Cellular component (GO): cytosol
Source: RefSeq, a predicted model, not a curated record
AUGCCUGCCCAGCUGAUUUCUGGCGACGUUCGAGAAUUGCCACCGGACGAGCUGAGAGCCGUCUUGAAAGAUAUUGGCGUCACACGUAUUGAUACUGCCGCGAGGUACCAGAACGGGGAAUCCGAAAAGAUCAUCGGUCGGACCAAGCUUUCCCAAGACUUCACAAUCGACACCAAGGUUCUGUUCACCGGUCCAGCCGACCCUUGUCUCAACCCAGACGCUAUUGAGAAGUCCGUCUCCAACAGUCUUCAAGUUCUCGGAAUGGACAGGGUCAAUGUACUCUACUGCCACGCUCCUGAUUUCAGCACCCCUAUUGCCGAUCAAGCCAAGGCCUUCAACGACCAAUACAAGAAGGGACGAUUUACUCAUCUAGGAGUCAGUAACUUGAGCGCCGAUUAUCUUACCGAGUGGAUCCAGAUCGCCGAAAAGGAAGGAUACGUCAAGCCUUCUGUCUACCAGGGUCAGUACAAUCUGCUUUGCCGGUCGUUGGAAGAGACACUCUUUCCACUCCUACGCAAACACGGCAUCAAGUUUGCGGGAUACAGUCCCUUGGCAGGAGGUUUCUUGCUUGGGAAUUUCACUGCCGAUGGUGUACAAGGCGGCACACGCUUCGCUCUGAACACACCCUACAACAAAUGGUACAACCACGCAAGCAUGCACGAAGCGAUCAAAAAAUUGAGAGCCAUCUCUGAGAAGACCGGGCUCGACAUGGAUGAGUUGAGCUUCAGGUGGGAGAGAUAUCACAGCAUCCUCAACGAUGAAGAUGUGAUCAUUAUGGGCGCGAGCAAACCGGAGCAGAUUCGAUCGAGCGUCAAGAAAGCAAGCAACGGGCCUCUGGACGAUCAAGUUGCGAAGGAAUUGAGUGAUCUGUGGGGUCCUUGCAGAGACGAUGGUAUGGCAACGACAGAGUUCAAGAAACCAGAAUAA